Penicillium macrosclerotiorum is the source of this 4728-nucleotide messenger RNA. RefSeq lists its product as uncharacterized. Gene Ontology annotation, molecular function: protein binding. The transcript has 3 exons. Lineage: Eukaryota; Fungi; Ascomycota; Eurotiomycetes; Eurotiales; Aspergillaceae. The coding region runs from base 1 to 4728 and encodes 1575 amino acids. The record is from RefSeq and is a predicted model, not a curated record.
AUGUCCAAGGAUCCCGAGUACUUUUCUCCGACAAGUCCCUCCGGUUCUGACUGGAACCGAGCUUCCACCCUCGUUGCUGAUGACGAGGACUACGACAAGAACACAAACACGCUCUUCGACGACCCAACCGGUCCCUUGGGCCUCAAUAAUCUGUAUAGUCCUCCAGAUGUACUCGUGGACUUCAUCUUUGUUCAUGGCUUUGGAGGCGGCUCGCGGAAAACAUGGAGCAAGACUGCCUCACGCUCUCACUUCUGGCCAUCGGAAUGGCUCCCCAAGGAUCCUGCCUUCCAGCACGUGCGCAUCCACAGUUUUGGAUACAACUCCAACUGGAUUAAGAGCAAGAAAAGUCUGCUCAACAUUCAUGACUUUGGCAAGUCCUUGUUGAACGAGAUACAUACUUCGCCCGACCUGGGCACCACUGACGCCUACCUGCGGGCACGCACCGACGCUACAUACCAGAAAGUAGCAAAGCGAUUCUCGACGAUCUACUUCUUAGCCACGCCUCACCGAGGCUCAGACUCUGCGCAUCUCCUGAAGAAUAUCCUGCAGGCCGCGUACAGCUCUCCAACGUACCUCGGCGAGCUCGAGAGGAACUCCAGCGCCAUUCAAAUCAUCAAUGAUGAAUUUCGCCAAUGUUCUACGGACCUUGGGAUCUGGUCCUUUUACGAAACUCAGAAACUGAGCUUGAAGCUGUUCAGUAAAAUCAUCGUGGACAAGGAUUCUGCCACGUUAGGAUAUCGCGAGGAGAAGCAGGUCCCCGUUAAUGCCGAUCACCGUUCCAUCUGCAAGUUUGAUUCUCCUUCUGAGCCAAACUAUCGGACUCUGCGCAACUCCCUGGCAUCUACGGUUAAUGAUAUUAUUCAACACGAUCUUGAGUCAAGAGAUGAAAAGAUCCAUACCCUGACAAGGGAGAGCGACGAUCUCCGGCGCAGUCAGAUUAGAGAGCUCAAGUUAUAUCUCGGUGUCUCCGAUGGACCUGACGACGAUCUCAUGACGAUUCAAGAUGCCCAGCUUGUUGGAACUUGCGAGUGGUUCACUUUCAAGCAGACCUAUCGUGAUUGGAAAUCGAUUAGCUCUCUAGAACCGAGGAUAUUAUGGCUGAGCGGACACCCUGCGGCGGGCAAGUCGGUUCUCUCGGGUCACGUCAUUGCAGACCUGCAGGCCUCGAAGGCCAAUGUUAGCUACUUCUUUUUCCGGUAUGGGGAUAAGUCUAAGUCGCAUCUUAGCAGCUGCCUGCGCUCCCUUGCUCUUCAGAUGGCUCUCGUUUAUCCACAAGUCCGGGAGAAGCUGUUAGAGAUGCGCACAGACGACGUCAACUUCGAUGAGGACAACGAGCGGGCGAUAUGGAGAAAGCUAUUUUUAAACAGCAUUUUCAAGGUUGAUAUCCCAUGUCAUUUCUGGGUUCUCGAUGGGCUCGACGAAUGCAUCAAUUUCAGUUUCCUCUUCGCUCCAAUACUAGCCAAAUUGCCCGAUUCCUCCCCAAUCCGGGUCUUCAUCACAAGUCGGUUUACGCUAGAUCUGGAUAAACAAUUUUUGUCACUUGGAUCUCACAAAUACAGCUCUGAGACCAUCUCGCUGGAGGACACUCUCCCUGACAUUAAGGCCCUGGUGGAGAUAAAGGCACAGUCAUGGGCCUCCAGGGACGAGCAGCAUGAAACUGCCAUUGUUGAGAAGGUACUCACAAAGUCGAAGGGAUCAUUUCUGUGGACCGUCUUAGUGCUAAACGAGCUAAGUACGGCAUUUGAGAAAGUGGAAAUUGACCAAAUCCUUGACGAAGUUCCUCCGGAUAUGGGAAACCUCUACUUAAGAACAUUGGAGCUCAUGUCCAAAACUCAUCGAGGAAAGAAAUUAGCCAAGGCUAUACUGGUGUGGGCCUCCUGUGCAAUCCGGCCCCUCACAACGACUGAGCUCACAUUAGCACUGCACCUUGAUACCAAAGACAAGGUUCUAAACUUGUCGGAUGGCAUUGCCGCACUGUGCGGCCAGUUGGUCCUUGUCGACAAAGUCGGUAGAAUCCAGCUGAUUCACGAAACUGCCCGGGAGUUUCUCCUGGGGGAGAAUCUCGAAUCUGAAUUCGCUGUCAACCCUGUGGACGCGCACACUCGCAUUGCUAAAGCAUGCCUUGCGUACUUGACCCAGGAGGAGAUGCGACCGCCGCGAACUCGGAAGCGCACUUUGUCUAAAGUACCCAAAAGGUCGCCAUUUUCGACUUAUGCGUGCGAAGCCUUCUCAAAUCAUCUCGCUCACUGCGAUGCAGGGUCGGUGGAUCUGUUCGGCUCUGUCGUCACCUUUCUCCGGUCCAACGUUUUGACGUGGAUCGAAUGGGUUGCCCAGACUCGAAAUUUGACCUUGCUGAUCCGAACGGCCAAGAACCUAAGGAUAUAUUUGCAUGCGUGUGUGGAGAGAUUUUCGCCGAUUGGACGGGACAUGCAAACAAUUCGUGGGUGGACCACUGACCUAGUCCGAAUCACAGCGAAGUUUGGUGAUGCCCUGUUGACUUCUCCAUCGUCGAUAUACUGUCUAAUUCUGGCACUCUGUCCAACAGAGUCCUCUGUAUACAAAGCGGGAACCCCCACAAGAAUGCUGCCUAUAAUUGGGAUAUCCCACUGCCAGUGGGAUGAUCGACUUGCCUGCGUGGAAUAUCACGAUUCCAGGCCAAUGACGGUUUGUCAUGGCGAUGAGCUUUUUGCGGUUGGCCUCAAUACUGGUUCAGUGGCGGUUUAUAACGGGACAAGCUGUCAAGAGUAUAGAGUUUUCGAGCACGGCGAGCCGGUAAGGCUUUUGCAAUUCAAUGAGGAGCGAAAGGUUCUCGCCUCCUGUGGGUUGAAAACCAUUCGACUCUGGAAUAUUCAUGGUGGAAACUUACUCAACACGUUCCAACUUCCCCAGAGAUCAAUUGCUUUGGCCUUUGAUGACAGCAAGCUUUUUGCCGUAACAUACGGCAAUUUCUUAGCAUCCUGGGAUCUUGACACUGGGGAAAAACUACCGCUGCGUCCAUGGUAUGAUGAUGAUGUUUCCGAGACCAUGCCGAGAGCCAGGAGUCAAACACCGUCCGCUGUUUCGAUUUCAUUCGCACAUAGGAUGCUUGCAGUGGCUUAUCGCGGGCGUCCUAUUACACUUUGGGACCUGAAGGAAGACUCUUAUUGUGGUAUUUGUGGUAAACGGCUUCCGGGCGGGAACUCCGGCCCGUACCUAGUAAAUGACUUGGUGUUCAAUCCCAAUCCUGAUAUUGAACUGCUGGUUGUCACCUAUGCUGACGGUGACCUGGUUCUUCUAAAUCCCUUCACUGACGAGACAUUGGAGUGCUUUCGAGCAAACAGUCAUGUCCUUGCGGCUAGUCCAGAUGGGAGCACACUGGUCGGCGCGGAUGGCUUUGGGACAAUCUCUGUGUACGAAUUUGAAACACUUCGUCUUCUGUACCGGAUUACAUCGACGAUGGCCAGCAUCAAACAACUGGCAUUCAGUGCGGAUAAUCUUCACUUUUUAGAUAUCCGUGGGUCCCAAGCUAACGUUUGGGAGCCAUCUGUUCUGAAGAGGAACUACACAGAACAGGACCAUAGCCACUCCGGCGGCUCAUCAGAGGACUCGACGGCAUCUGUCAAGUCCACGUCGUCGGAUCACCCUGUAAACAUCACCGCCAUGGCUUUACAUCCAGGGGGUGAAUUUGCAUUCUGUGGAAAGGAUGACGGAUCGAUUGGUUUGUAUAAUUUGCGAACAGGCAAGAACGAAGGGAAUUUGUGCUGUCAAAAAUCACCUUGCCUAAUUCGAAUGCUCACGAUCGUCGGGCCCACGGAGGAGCUGAUCAUCAGCAUCGACUCAUCAAACACGAUAUUUGCAUGGAAGCUUCGCAAAUCAUCGCAACGAAAGUACUCUGCUGAGACGAUGGUCUUCCAAUCUCGACUGGAAUGCGCCAGCUCUAUCAACCAGAGCCUGGCUGGUCAGGGCCAUGGAAAGUUCAUUUUAUCCACUCUUGAGUCGGCUCAUUUUUGGAAUAUAGCCGGUUAUCAGGAAGGCGCUAGACUCAUGACACCUGGAGUCAGGAAGUGGGUCCAACAUCCACAGUCCCCUGCCCAUUUUAUUUGCGUAAACGAAAAGUCCGCUCACAUCUACUCUUGGCUCGACUGGUCAGAAGUCGCCACGGUGUCCCUCGCCUUUCACACGAUAGAUUCGGGCCUGAAGAUGAAGAGUAUCGUGGCUUGUCAAGCAAAGCGCCGGAGCCGGAUUGUCGUCGAGCACUAUGAGCAGCCGGGCUUUGCUCGAACAAGCCAGACAGCCCGCGCCAUUCACGUCCUGGAAUUGCCUGAACUUAAUGCUGGUUCAGGCUCAGUGGAUGCAACUCCUGUAUUAGAAUAUGCGGCUCUAUCGGGUCGAGUUUCCUACAUCAUCGGUGUCCGUGGCACCCAGCUUGUCUUUCUAGAUCACAACUCGUGGGUAUGCUCCGCUAACCUCGAAUACUUGGGAGGAUCAUAUUUUCGACACUUCUUCCUCCCGUAUGACUCCUUCACAAGCUCCAGGAACUUCAUAUGUGAUGUGUUGCCGGACUCGGCACACGGAGAUGUGGUUUUCGUUCGGAAUAAUGAUAUUGGAGUCGUCAAGGGCGGACUGGGGUAUAUGGAGAAAGUCGACUUGAAUGACGCCCCUGUCGAAAUUCCUGUAGAGGGUUCGAGCGGCGAUUCGCAAGUUGGACCAGAAAAGCUGGAACGGAAUCUUAAACGGCUGGUGCUGUAA